This is a messenger RNA of Symbiodinium pilosum, 1299 nucleotides long. Lineage: Eukaryota; Dinophyceae; Suessiales; Symbiodiniaceae. The record is from the annotation of a GenBank genome assembly.
AUGGAGGCUUACGCAAAGGUUGUGGGUGAUGAAUCUGACCGAGUACUGCGGGAUCCUCCUGCUUUCUUAGAGGAGUACAAGGCAAAGCUCACGGAGGAGCAGAAAGACGUAUUGCGCAAGAUGUAUGAGGUCAGAGGCGACAUCAUCACUGGCUUGGGUGCGCACAAGCGGGCGUUUGCUGACUAUCAGUCAGCACAGACGCUCGGAGCAAAGCUGUCGGAGAAGAUGGCCAAAUCGCAGGCAGCAACCAAGGAACCCGCUCCGGCUAGCUCUGCGAAAGUACCUGUUACUGUGCUCACUGGGUUUUUGGGCAGUGGCAAGACAACCCUUCUGAACCACAUUCUCAAGGAGUUUCAUGGAAAACGCAUCGCUGUCAUCGAGAACGAAUUUGGAGAGGUUGGCAUUGAUGACAGUCUCAUUGAAGCAGGGCCGAUGGCGAUGGAGGAAAACAUUAUCGAGAUGAACAAUGGCUGCAUCUGCUGCACUGUCCGUGGCGACUUGAUCGCCGGACUCAAGAAGAUCUUGAAGAGGUCCAUGAAAAAUGGCAAGCCCUUGGAUGGAGUCAUCAUCGAGACCACUGGGCUAGCAGACCCUGCCCCGGUGGCUCAGACAUUCUUUGCCGACGACUUUGUUCAGCAGAACAUGCAGUUGGAUGGUAUUGUGACCCUAGUGGAUGCUAAGCACCUCAUCAUGCACCUCGAUGAGGAGAAGCCAGAAGGAGUCGAGAACGAAGCGGUUGAGCAGGUGGCAUUUGCCGACCGUAUCAUCCUGAACAAGUGUGAUCUGGUGGAUGGGCCCCACAUUCAGGAGGUCGAAAGGCGGAUUCGGAUGAUCAACGAGUCCGUGAAAAUUCAACGUGCAACAAACUCCAAGGUGGACAUGGACUUCAUCAUCGGCAUACAGGCCUUUGAUUUGGACAAGAUUUUGGAGAUGGAUGAUGGUUUCCUGGAAGAUGAGCAAGAUCAUCAGCACGAUGAUCGGGUUACAUCAUGUGGCUUCCACGUAAAAGGUGAGAUUAAUCAGCAGAAGCUGAAUGAGUGGCUUGGGUGGCUGUUGAAAGAGAAAGGCCUUGACCUCUUCCGGACGAAGGGCGUUCUGGCCGUCCAAGGAAUGCAGGAGAAGUUUGUCUUCCAGGCUGUUCACAUGGCCUUCAAGAGUUCAACGCAGAAGGUGUGGCAGCCGGAUGAGGAGCGCAUCUGCAAGCUCACCUUCAUUGGCAAGAACCUGAAUCGCCAGGAGCUCGAGGACGGCUUCAAGAAGUGCUUGGUGAGCAAGUCAGGCGGCUAUGACGCGAAGUGA